This is a messenger RNA of Phytophthora sojae, 3786 nucleotides long. RefSeq lists its product as hypothetical. The transcript is spliced from 8 exons. NCBI's taxonomy places the organism in Eukaryota, Oomycota, Peronosporomycetes, Peronosporales, Peronosporaceae. Gene Ontology annotation, molecular function: protein binding; calcium ion binding. Bases 1 to 3786 code for a protein of 1261 amino acids. The record is from RefSeq and is a predicted model, not a curated record.
AUGGCGCUGCCUCGUGCGAAAAAGCGCUCGGGCACCGUCUUCUCUCGCGAUGAAAUCGGCGUCGAGCAGCUGCAGUCGCUCAAGGAGAAGUUUGCGGAUGGGGACCUGAAUGAGAAGGAGUUCGUGAGCCUCUUUCGCGAGAUCGUGGACGCGUCGCUCAGCGAAACCCAACUCACGGAGCUGUUCCAGAAGAUCGAUGCAAACUCGGAUGGGACCGUGGACUGGGAUGAACUCACCAAUUAUAUGUUCCUCAGUGGGAGCGGCAGUGAUGAAUAUACAGGAGAUGAUGGCAAUUCUUGCUAUGAGACGGCGUAUCCGGAGAAGUUCACGGGCGAUAUGGGCAGCGGCAAUGGGCCCGGGGGCACGGGGCCAGCUCCGACGGAUACAAUGGGGAAUGUGACUGGAGGAAGUGGCGGGGCGCUUGGACUCGGACUGCUACUACACCACAAGGACGUGAUCACUCGCAUUGUGCGGCUAGAGCGACCCAGCGUCUACCUCACGACCAGCAAGGACGGCAGCGUUCGAACUUGGAGCGCGAACUCACUCGCCCCGCAGCAAGUUCUAGCUUCGGGUCGGGACUGGCUGACAGACUGCUGCGUGAUGAAGCGCUCCAAUCGACUGGCGGUGUCGUCCAUGAAUCGCACGCUGAGCUUCUACGACUUGAACUCCGGCCAACUCAUCGGCGACCUCGUGGACUACUCAAGGAAGCAGUGUAUCCCGCUGUGUCUCGCAUACGUGGAGAAGCCGUCAGAUGACCGUGAAGCUCUAGUAGUUGGAGACGACACAGGCGGCAUUUCGGUGCUUACGUGUUCAGACCAGUGGUUGGCUUGCGAUGGCCGUUCGCCUCCGCCUGGGGCGAGCGCCUCCGCUCAGAUGGCAGCCACUACGACUCCAAGCAAUCCCAGCAGCCUCGGAGGCGGCGGUGGCAACCCGGCGGGCAGUGCAGUGCUCGAAGCGCAGGGCUUUUCAUCGCGCGUGAAGUUCCAGAAGCACACGGACUGGAUCACGCGCGUCAAGUGGGUCCACGACAUGCGCGCGGUGGUUGCAACCUCGCUGGACGCUACAGUGUCGAUCCUGGAUGUCGAUCGACUCGUAGUCAAGUUCGAGUAUACUCGUCACCGCAAGGGCGUCUUCGACCUGGCGUGGUGCGCUAGUACGCGGCUCAUCGCUAGCUGCGGGAUGGAACGCGACAUUCACAUCUGGAACCCGUACAGCUCGCAGCGCGCUGUUGCUACGCUAAAAGGCCACACUAGCUCGGUGCUGCAUCUCGUGAGCGACGACGACAAUUUCCAAAUCGUGUCGGCGGCUGCGGAUAACACGGUGAAAGUCUGGGACGUGAGGAACCACCGCUGUCUGCAGACUUUCAUCGUAGAUCGCCAUCGAGGCGGCAGUUCAGUCGCGAGUAACCGCGUGUCCGCGCUGCUUUUUGACGGCAAGCAACCGUGUCUUAUGACUGCGACGACGCAACUCACUCGCUGGGCAGUGAAAACUGCAGGCGGGCCAGCGCGAGGAGGAGUCCCAGUGGAGCGACCUAUUCGGCUGGCGUGCUACAACAACGUGUUCCAUCAAGUGGUGACCGCUGCGAUGGACGCGGAGUCUGCUAUCAAGACCUGGAGUGCCGAGACUGGGGACGAGAUCUCCAGCUUCACGCACGCGCACGGCGCCAACCCCGUGACGAGCAUCGCCUUUGACCAUGCUGGUAGGAGACUUCUCACGGGUUCGCACGACGGCGAGCAGCUCAAGAUGUGGAACUUCAGCAACGGAGCGCUCGUCAAGCAGUUCCACAAGAAAGAGCCCCCAGUGGUGAGCUCCCUGCUGUUCACGCCGACACAGGCAACGGGUGGAACUGUAGCGAGCUCAGCCGCUCUGUCCGACGACCCCUCUGGUGGCUCUAACGGCGCAGAAGCUGCCGUUGCUUCAGCAGCUCCUCGAAAGCGCAAAGUUCGCGACAUCAUGCUGCUACCCGCGUCCUUCGGCAUGGACCACGAAGGUCGACGAGGCAAUUCUGCGCUGAUGGCCAAGGCAGAACUUCCGUCGCCGACUCGCGUACGUCUUCAGCAUGGACAGGAUCAUCCGACUCCAGUUCCACCCGUGCAGCCUCCACGACCUGAAGCUAGUCAACCCCUGCAAGACUCAGCUAGAGGACCAAGUCCAAGACCUCGACCACACGUUGUCGGAGGCACACGAACGGCACGGGGCUCCGAGACUUCCCAGUAUCGACAGCAUGAAGUCACCAACAUCAUGGACAUCGAGCGCAACCUUCGUGUAGGCAUGGGGGACUUUAUCUGCCAAAGGUUCGUGUGCUCUGUCGGCUGGGACCGCCAGCUCUACGUGUGGGCCGACAAGAACGACGAGUCCGAGGCCUUACCAGUGCACGUCCUUCCACCAGACAGUGACGGUGACGACGACGACCAUGAUCCGGACGAAUUAGGGCAUGGAAGGCGUGGUAGGCGUCGUCGGAGGCGACAGCAUCACACCAUGGACGUAUUGGCGCUGGCGUAUCUCCCACCCGCGUACGUGGCGACAGCAGGGCUGGAUGGUUUAGUGCUUCUGUGGUCUCUCAACUCGGGCGAACUGGUGGCGCCGCUGCAUCAAAACUCGGGGCCGAUCGAGUCGCUGUGGUACGCAGAGAAGCUCGAGCUCCUCUUCGCUGCUGGUGAGCGCGGCAUCCUGCUCUGCUUCGACCGGUCCAUGGCCACGCAAGCUGAAAUUCCUCUUGACGUCUCAGUGCAGAGCCAAAGUUCGCAAAUCUCGACGAAUCUGGAGGCUGUCACCGUCUUGCGCUGUGAUAAGGCGAACACCCAUCUUGUAUCUGGUGACGCUGCUGGCUACGUGAAGGUGUGGGAGCUCCGCGUGGCUCGAAAUCACGAAGGAGUGGAGCUUGCGUUGGUCUGCACGUGGCGUCUUGGUAGUGGUAACUCAUACAACCAAGCGGGGGCCUCGAACUCGCUGUCGGCACCGAGUAGGCGAGUCUUGUGUGCUGACUUCGUGGAGAACCUGACCCGAGUACCUGAGCUGUUCCUGGUCUUCUCGUGUGCGGAUGGAGAAGUGAGUCUCUGGACAUUGGAUGGCCUGCAGGUAGGCAGCUUCGGAGGUCGGCAUCGCUCCUGGCAGCUCGGUCGACCUUCAACCUACGCGUCAUCUGAGUCGAGCUGUGAGUGGGGGUGGCUGCCUCGACGACGGCAGUCAUCGUUUCUGUCCAAUGAAGACACGCUCGCCAACGCCCUCCUCCCACCGACUGCAGUCUUCAUCAAGAACUGCACGAUCAGCGCUCUGAACGGCUCAACGUCGGAGCCCCGCGAGAACUUCUUGCUAGAGGACACGAUGCCUAAACCGGGUGAAGUCUGGAUAUGCGUGUCAGGUCACCGUUCGCGAGCUGCAGCGCAGAAUGCGUCCAAGAAGCUGGAUGACGCUGACGGUGAGUUGUCUGGAGACGGGUCUUUUUCAGGGUGCAUUGGCCGGAAGAGCUUGGCGCUCUCGACGGUGGGCAAUGCCGCUAUCCUGAGCCGACGAAGCAGCCCGUUUGGCCCAGGCAACAACAACGGUGAGCCCCGAACACUGGCAACGCCGUCGUAUCUGAAGCGGAAGAUUGCAGACGUCAACGGUGAAGUCACAGAUCUCAUCACAAUCGUAAAAGUCACGCGCGGCGAGAUCUCGUGCUGGGACGGCAGCGCGAACAACCCGCUCGGUGCGCUGAAAGUACUGGACCUGAGCGAGUUCGUGCGGAAAGCUGGCUGGACCAAGCACGCAUUGUUGUCGUACUUCGUGGGGCGCUCCUUUUUGUAA